AUGGGAGAUCUGUCAGAGGACCUGUUAGAAAGCAGGUGUCCUCGUCUGAUCUCAGAGCGUCACUUCUCCUCAGGAUCACCAGAGGAAACACCGACACACAAAAUGCUUCUCCUCCCAGCUGCUGCCCUGUACUGUCUGUGUUCAGGUGAGUGUUUCAAUCAGCCAAUCAGGAGCCAGCAAACUCAACCUUUACCAAACACCGUCUCACUCACCUGCUUCACCUGUGUGUGUGUGUGCAGCUCUGCUUUCAACAGCAGAAGUUCUGAUCCAGGAGGAUUUAACUCUGACCAGGAGAGAAGGAGAACAAGUCUCCUUCAGCUGUGAUCAAACUGACCAAUGUUCUGGUUACUAUGUAUACUGGUACCAGAAGAAAGACUCAGACACAUUCAGAAGGAUUCUUCGUAAAAGCAGGAGUAGGGGUGCACUAGAUAAACGCUACAAUCAUCCUCAGGAAGAUGAUUUCUCAGCUGUGAAAAUUCAGAACAGCUGGGGUUUGCAGAUCCAGACAGUUAACGUCUCUCAUUCAGCCACCUACUACUGCUCCUGUCAGAAAUUUGAUUCCCACAGUGAGAAAUGA
Messenger RNA from Xyrichtys novacula (pearly razorfish), 577 nucleotides. NCBI's taxonomy places the organism in Eukaryota, Metazoa, Chordata, Actinopteri, Labriformes, Labridae. The record is from the annotation of a GenBank genome assembly.